AUGAGUGCUAAACUAUGGACAGAGGAGCAGUUUAACUGCCCUGUGUGUCUGGAUCUCCCAAAUGAUCCAGUUACCAUCCCCUGUGGGCACAGCUACUGUAUGGGCUGCAUCAAGGACUACUGGAGCAAGGGCGAUUCUGAGGGGGUCUACAGCUGCCCCCAAUGCCGUAAGACCUUUUGCCCCAAGCCUUUCCUGUCCAGAAACACCAUGCUGGCUGAGGCUGUAGAGCAGCUCCGCAAAGGAGCCAACAAAGCUGACGUGCGUGAAUCUAUGCGAAGCGGCCGUGGGGUUGCCUCCUCCUCAUCCAGAUCUAAAGGGAAGCUCUCCUCCUCAGCAGCGGUAUGCGACAUGUGCAAAGGAGAACAGCAAGCGGCGGUCAAGAGCUGCUUGGUGUGUAUGAGCUCAUUCUGCGACGCCCACCUGAAGCCCCACCGGACCAAGAAGUCCCUGAAGCAGCAUGAGCUGAUCGCACCAAUAAGUAAUCUGGCCGAGAAAAUCUGCAUCCAGCACAAGUACCUGCAAGAGUUCUUCUGUCGCCAGUGUAAAAUAUUUGUCUGCUGGCUGUGCACCAGCAACCAGCACAAAGGCCACGAGUGUGUGUCCACCAAGGCUGAGCGUUUGGAGAAACAGAAAGUGAUGUCAGAGCUGCAUACAGACAAUCAGCAGAAACUGAGAGAUCGAGAGCAGGAGCUGAAAGACAUGAAGAAGAUGAUGGAGGUGAUGAAGCGUUCUUCAGACAGGGUACAUGGCGACACGGAGCAGGUGCUGUCGGAGCUGCAGCGCUCAGUGGAGCGUCUGCAAGAGCUGCUGGAGGAGGUGCUGGAUCAGGCCAGCAUGGAGAAGAUGGGCCAGGCUCAGGAGGUCACCAACACCUUGGAGGCAGAGAUCAAAGAGCUUAAGAAGAGAGACAAGGAGAUGAAGGACCUGGCAAGCUGUGAGGACCACAUCCACUACCUGGAGAAAUACGAUUCCAUGUGCAGUCCCCUGGAGUCAGGGGAUCUGCCCGUUGUGGUGGUCAAUCCAGAAGCUUCCUUUGAGCCCGCACGAGACGCCAUCCUAGACCUCAGGGACAGAGUUGAGGAGCUGUGCAACCAGGAGCUGGGCAAGAUCACCAAACAAGUCAACGAUACAACUCUGUUCACUUUGGGAAACUCCAACCGGGACGCAGGACUGAAAGGAGGGAUUUUUAAAUUGUUUUCUGGUCUUGGUUCUCGCAACACAAACAGCCGUUCGCCAGCUCCUACACCCAGUGUCUUAGUGGGAGCGCGUACAGACAUACGAGGACAUGGUAUAGGCCUCAAAAGUCAAGACGUGAGGAGUAGAGACACGCCACGAGCAGACAAAGGAAACACGAGUUCACCCAGACCCCGGGACAGACAGAGGAGAGAGGAAAGAGAGACAGUGAGGGAGACCAACCCCAGACCUAGCCCCACUCCCAACCGCAGAGAGUCUCAGUCUCUUUGGAGCAGGUCCAGUCAGAGCCAAGCUGUUCCUGCUGCCCCGGUGCAGACCCCGACUCCAAUCCCAGCCGCUCCAACUCCUGCUCCAGCUCCAGCUCCAGCUCCAUCUCCUGCAUCAACUGGAGGGUCAGGUUUCAGUCGUAUGGCAUCGAUCAGCAGCCUCUUCCGCUCCCAUCGGCGUGGCACCACCCCUGCCACCCCAGCUACCCCGGCCAAUAACACACUGUCACAAGGAGAAAACCCAUGGGGGAUGGCUGCUUUGUCGGAAACACCAACAGAAAUUAACCCAAGUCUCUUCUUGGACUCACCAACCCCCGGCACCAUGAAUCACGCUCCUGCUUUCCCUACAUUGAGAGAAAUCAACCUCGACAGUAUCCAGGCCCCAGAGCCGAGAUCCAGAGAGGAGUUCCUACAGUAUGCUUUGGUCUUGACCCUUGACACCAACACGGCCCACCGUCGGCUUACUCUCUCCGAGGGCAACACUAAAGCCACCCUGCAAGCGGCGGUGCAGCCCUACGCUAACACUCACCAGCGUUUUGACGGCUGGACCCAGGUGAUGUGCGAGAGCCCGCUGUACGCCCAGCGCUGUUACUGGGAGGUGGAGUGGAGAGGCCGGGGCUCCUCUCUGGGCGUAGCUUACGGGGCGCUGAACAGGAAAGGCUUAGACGCUCGGUCGGGGCUCGGUUACAACGCGCAGUCCUGGACCCUGGAGCUGUCGGACACCUGCUGCUCUGCCAUGCACGACAACGAAAAGAAGGACAUACCAGUCACCUACUCCCCCAGGCUUGGCAUCUACCUGGACCUGUCCAUGGGGUCACUGGCAUUUUACAGCGUGGCAGAAAGCAUGACACACCUUCACACCUUCCGCGCUAAUUUCACCCAGCCGCUUUACGCUGCCUUCGGGGUGGGCAGUGGCGUCGGGGUGGGUCUGGACUUUGCUCUCGGCCAGUUCAGCUCCAGCUCUGACAGCAUUAAGAUCUGUCCCAUGUGAGGGUGUAGGCUGGGGAAUGCUGGAACAACUGACUUCAGAGUUUAAAGGAGCAAUGUGUAAGAUCUGGCUUGAAUCUUUGUUUAAAACAUUAAACAAAUGAAGUAGUAGACGGUGAAAUGCUGCCCCCUAUGUCUUCGGAGCAGGUGGCUCGGUAUUGCACACUCAGUUCUUUUAACAGCAGAUUGGCCGACGCUGAUCACACUGGACAAAAUGAAAGUUUGGUUCCAUCUGAUCUCUUUUCUUUCACAUUUUUA
Cottoperca gobio is the source of this 2705-nucleotide messenger RNA. It is a transcript of the gene trim25l, whose product is annotated as tripartite motif containing 25, like. Gene Ontology annotation, molecular function: protein binding; zinc ion binding. Lineage: Eukaryota; Metazoa; Chordata; Actinopteri; Perciformes; Bovichtidae. The record is from RefSeq and is a predicted model, not a curated record.